UCUAGAACAAGCCCCAACCACCCACUCCUUUCGUACGGCACUGCUUAUGCCCCACAAACAUAAUGAAUUUGUUUCCCCAAUUAAAAAUAAAUGCAGUAACCGUAUUUAUAGACUGGGACAUAUCGGGAAUUCUACAGCAACAUUUGCCAAAAUAUAUGGGGAUCACUAUAAACUCAGUGUGACUUUAUAGAGACACACAAGAGUGAUUUAUCUCACUGCUCUACAAAGAACUGAGACGCUUUCAAAGUCAUGUCCGUUAAAAUGACUUUGGUAUCAAACCAAGCAUAAUAUUGAUAAUAUUUCGUCCAGAUAUUUCGCAGUGAUCUCCCAUAGCAGACACGGUCGGUGUUUUGCAGCCCCUCUCUCUCUGGGUUUGCCCGUUUCACGACAAGUGGACAAGUGAAGCAGUCGUACAUAUCAGCUGGGAGACUGCGAGCUGCUGUCUCAGUCGGGUUCACUGUGCAGGAGGAGGAAUGGCAGGCUGGGGGGGCUUCUUCUUUUCUCUCCUCAACUACAAGACAGAGAAAUAUGUCAUCGCCGAAAACAGAAGAAUCGGAAUAUUAUUUCGACUCUAUCAGCUGGCCGUGCUGGGGUACAUAAUCGGGUGGGUGUUUGUGGUGAGGAAAGGUUACCAGGAGAAAGAAGAGGCCAUCCAGACUUCAGUCAUCACCAAGCUCAAAGGUGUUACACUGACCAACAGCUCUGAGACAGGGCUUCACCUGUGGAGCGCCGAGGAUUACGUCAUACCACCCAAUGGGGAACAGGUGUUCUUCAUAGUGACAAAUUACAUAGAGACACCCAAUCAGAGGCUGGGGUUUUGUGCUGAGAGUUUCAAGGUGCCAAAUGGACGAUGUCAAAGUGAUGAUGACUGCAUGGAGGGCGAAACCGUAAUAGCUGGCCAUGGGAUCAAGACCGGCGUGUGUUUAAACAGCACUGGGACCUGUGAGAUUCACGCCUGGUGUCCUGUUGAAUACAACAAGAGACCCACAGAGCCCUUACUGAGUGAAGCCGAAAACUUCACCAUCUACAUCAAGAAUUUCAUCAGGUUUCCAAAGUUUGAAUUCUCCAAGUCCAACGUCCUUGAAACCUCUGACGACACCUACCUGAAAAGGUGCUCCUUUGACAGAGAGAGCGAUCCAUACUGCCCCAUUUUCCGCCUCGGAGAGCUGGUCAGUUGGAGUGGACAUGACUUCCAGGACAUGGCUGUUAAGGGCGGGGCUAUCGGGAUUCUUAUUGAGUGGAACUGCGACCUGGAUAAGGACUCGUCACAGUGUAAUCCACGCUACAGCUUUACCCGUUUGGACAUGAACAUGAACAACUCGGUCACAUCAGGGUACAACUUCAGAUACACCAGGUAUUACAAGGAUCAAAAUGGUGAAACCUAUCGCACUUUGUAUAAAGUCUACGGGAUUCGCUUUGAUAUAAUGAUCAAUGGCCAGGCUGGGAAAUUCAAUAUUGUUCCCACAUUGAUUGCCAUUGGGUCAGGUGUUGCUCUGCUGGGUGCAGGAGCCUUUGCAUGUGACAUGAUACUUCUGUACAUGAUGAACACGAGCUCCUUCUACCGAGAGAAGAAGUUUGAAAUCAUCAGCUUCAAGAGAGACCGGAUGAAGCCCAGGGAUGGGAAGGCAGGACACAAGGAAAGGAGACCCAAGAAACCAGCUGCAGAGAAAGGGGCAGCCAACUCCUCCGAAAAGCCAGAAGGAAUAGAAUCCACUCUGGGAUCUUCUCCCGCUGCAGAGAGCCAGCUGCCUGUGGAUAGUCGGGGUCCCACCAUUCCACGCAACACAGGACAGCGAUAUUCUGCCAUUCUCUCUCCCCAAGGUGCGGAGCCGAGGCAUCACAUUACUUUCUCUUCACACAAUUAAGUUUGCAGGAAGAGCAAAUCACCUGCAGUGGUCUCAGUUAUGUCGCAAGAGGUGGAACCAAAAGUCUGACUGAUGCCCACUUCUCUCCUACUGGUACGACCGCUGGCAUGCCACUAGCCUGGGUGAUACUUGCCCUAACUGAAGAUAUGUUGGUCCAGAGAAAUGUUAAUGUUCCAUGCUGGGGGCCAGGACACUGAUGUGGAAAUCCCCAGAAAGGUGAUUUUCAGUGGCUGGGUUGGGAUCCAAAGGUGGGAUGUGGGAGAUAACAGGUCCAUAAAUAAUGACAGGCAAAAGUACUGUGAUAAUGAUGAUUUAAUCUAAGUAAAUUAUGCAUCAAAUUAAUAUUGUCUGUUUCAUGUUAUAAAAUCAAUAAGCUUUCUUGGCUGUUGAUCAGACUAAUUAAGCGUCAUGUCCAGUUUAACAUGCUUGACCCCAGUUUAUAUUUAUGCCAUUUUAUUUACUAAAUUAUGAACAUCACAGCACAAACACUCGACACACUCCCACUCCCUUUGUACCUCUAUACCUCUAAUAUAAGCUAAGAUUGGGUAAAAUUAAUAUAGACUAGAAAAUGUAAAAUCAUUUCCGCUGAACUAAUCUGCAAAAAUACCUUAAAAAUUCUAUGUUGGCUUAUGAGAUAAAGAUUUUGUGACUUAGAUCCAAAGAGAAAAUGUUUUUAAAAACUGUACUGGGAAGAAAUGUGUGAAGCAUCUUAAUGAUAUUUCAGUUGAUGCAUCAUGUACCUGUGGCUUGACAGGCAUUUGAGCAUACUGUUGACUAUAUUUUUUUGUGAUGUUUAUAUUGGCCAUGCACUGGCUACAACACAAUCUUAUUGAAAAUUGAAUGUAUUAGCUAAACUGUGGAAUGCAAUUGUGAUGUGCUACUGUGAGUGGCUGACUGUUAAUGAAUGGUACAAAACAUUUAAGUGCAUGAACUUGUUUCUCCAUCCUGUUUAUUCUUGCUGUUUCUAUUUAUUGAAUGGUCUUUAUUGUUGGAAACAAAUGUUUUUGUCAUAUUGAUUUCAUGCUGUCAACAAAUGACGCUGCCUGGCAGACAAACCGAUCAAUGAUUUAUUCAGUGAAGUUGUACAGAGGUAUUUAUUUCAAUCAGUAUUUAGAUCAGUUAUCUUAAACCACAGUGUUGUACAUGAAAUGUAAUCCCAAAUACUUACAACUUGUGUGGAUGUGAUGUGUUUUUAAUCUAUGUUACAAUACAACCUACAUUAUCAUAACUGCUCUUAUCCUUGUACAGCUGACACCAAGCACAGAGCAGGAUUUACAGGUUUAAUAAGUUCAGUCAUAGCUAAGUGUGGACGAGGAAGGAUAAGAGGACAUUUUAUUCUGCAUACUAUAAUUAUUGACACAUCCUCUGUUGAAUCAACAGUUUAUAAUGGAAAACCCAAAAGUCUUUCACUAAUAGCUUUUCUAAAAAAAACA
This is a messenger RNA of Scatophagus argus, 3298 nucleotides long. RefSeq names its product purinergic receptor P2X, ligand-gated ion channel, 5 (gene p2rx5). Gene Ontology annotation, molecular function: purinergic nucleotide receptor activity; extracellularly ATP-gated monoatomic cation channel activity. Gene Ontology annotation, biological process: monoatomic cation transmembrane transport; response to ATP. The transcript has 12 exons. Gene Ontology annotation, cellular component: plasma membrane; nuclear inner membrane. NCBI's taxonomy places the organism in Eukaryota, Metazoa, Chordata, Actinopteri, Scatophagidae. The coding region runs from base 474 to 1865 and encodes 463 amino acids. The record is from RefSeq and is a predicted model, not a curated record.